CAGCUAUCCAAGCAGGAAGCAAAUGACAAGUUAAAAAGAAAGGAACCAACCGUAACCUGCUGAGGUUUCUUCAUUGGCCAAAAAUACGGCAAAAGCAACAAACGACGAUCUUUGAAGCGCCUUUCGAAGAUGCAGUCAGGUGACGGGCAGCGACGCCGACAUGUACGUUGAGCGGAGUGGACUCGCCGGAGCCCCCGACGGCGAGGAGGAGAGCGGCGGGGCCAGGUGCUCCACGCCCCUGCAGUCCCGAGUGGACUCGUACGAGGAGAUGCAGAAGAAGAAGUGCAUCUCGGACGUGAGGAGGACCUUCUGCCUCUUCGUGACGUUUGAUCUGUUGUUCAUCACAUUGCUGUGGAUCAUCGAGCUCAACGUGAACGGCGGGCUUCCCAAGCAGCUCAACCAAGAAGUCCUCCACUACAACUACCACGCAUCCUUCUUCGACAUCUUUCUUUUAGCCGUAUUCCGAUUCGCCGUCCUCAUCUUGGCCUACGCUGUCUGCAGGCUGACGCACUGGUGGGCGGUGGCUGUGACCACUGCAGUCAGCUGUGCCUUCCUCAUCGUCAAAGUGAUUUUAUCAAAGCUGUUGUCUCAGGGCGCUUUCGGCUACCUGUUGCCCAUCAUCUCCUUCGUGCUGGCCUGGAUGGAAACCUGGCUGCUGGACUUUAAGGUUCUUCCUCAAGAAAUGGAGGACGAAAACCGUUUCCAGUCCCUAUUGGACGCCAGCGCGCAACGAGCACCUUUUCUCCCCGGUCCGGUGUCCGACGGCCAGUUCUACUCUCCGCCCGAGUCGGUGGCAGACACAGAAGACGACCUAGAUGACAAACUGGGACUUAUUUAAGGGCUUGGCUAGCACUGAUGCUAAUGCUAACUCAUGCUAAGGGAAAAAGUUGCGACGGCCGCUCUAAAGGGAAAAUUUUGCCUUACGCUUCUAUAAUUGUGUGCUCGCAUGAGCUUUGUUAAAGUGAAGACAACGUUUUUGUGGCCAGUAUGAUGAUGAUCUCAAAGAUUAGACUUCUACAUGAUCUAAAAAAAAAAAAAAAAAAAAAACGGGAAGCCAACGCCUUUCAAAAUAAAAGUCUUUGAGUCAACUGAAGGUCCACUUGUCCUACUAGUCCUAAGGGGAGUUAUCAGGAUUUUAAGUCAUUGAUGGCAAUAGAAGUCUUCAUUGCCGUUAAUAUGGACAGCCACAUCACGUCACGUUUGGGAUCCUCUAAUAAGGGUCCAGUGGCGUCUCCAGAAAUUUUUCAUAGGGGUGGCCAGAUGGGGCCACUUAAAAUCUUGGGGUGGCACACCAAAACUAAAAGCCAUAAUUUCAGGUUUUCAUUAUAUUAUUGCAGUAAAUCGGUCAGGGGAAACUAUCAGAAAGACUUAAGGACAGGGCUACUGAUUAACUUUGUUGUAUUGUGUAAUAUUUGAUGUUACUAAUGAUUUAAUGUGCAUAGUCCUUAACUGUGCAGUCAACAUUUUGAGUUCCACAACAAUUCUGUUUUAUUAUGUUAUGUAUAUACAGUGGGGCAAAUAAGUAUUUAGUCAACCACUAAUUGUGCAAGUUCUCCCACUUGAAAAUAUUAGAGAGGCCUGUAAUUGUCAACAUGGUUAAACCUCAACCAUGACAGACAGAAUGUGGGGGGGAAAAAAACAGAAAAUCACGUUGUUUGAUUUUUAAAGAAUUUAUUUGCAGGCUUGGUUAUGCCUAAUACAGUGAGGCAA
Messenger RNA from Corythoichthys intestinalis (scribbled pipefish), 1710 nucleotides. It is a transcript of the gene stard3nl, whose product is annotated as STARD3 N-terminal like. NCBI's taxonomy places the organism in Eukaryota, Metazoa, Chordata, Actinopteri, Syngnathiformes, Syngnathidae. The record is from RefSeq and is a predicted model, not a curated record. The coding region runs from base 161 to 838 and encodes 225 amino acids. Gene Ontology annotation, cellular component: lysosomal membrane; endoplasmic reticulum-endosome membrane contact site; endoplasmic reticulum membrane. Gene Ontology annotation, molecular function: cholesterol binding. The transcript is spliced from 8 exons. Gene Ontology annotation, biological process: cholesterol transport.